GUGGUGAAAGUGAAAAUGCUGUUUAAGGUUGUGGCUCUUUUCCUGGCCAUUGGCGCCGUCUACGUAGCUUCGGUGCCCACUCCCGUGGAAAUUGAGUCGGAGGGCUCGCUGGUGAACCUCCUGCUCAGUUCCCCGGCCAUGCGAUCGGGUGUCUUUAACGUUGAAUGCGUGGACCACUACUCCCCGCUUCUCAAGGGGCACGUCGAUAAGUACAACGAGGAUUUCAACACCUGCAACUACAAUUACGAGAACGCCUACACCCUGAUCGAUGGCAGUUUCGCUGACGCCCGGAACGUACUGUCCAAUUCCGUCAAGGAAACCUGUGCUUCCCUGCUGGAGUGCGAUGGCAAGUUCUUAAAUUACGAUGCCUUCGAGUGCCUGGCCCUUGGGGGACCUUCCGCAUCUAAGGGACUGGAACAAGCUUCCUACCAGGCAGCUGAUAACCAAACUAGCCUGCAGGGUAAAGUGUCUGCGAUCCAAGCCACUCGUUCUACUUGCCAUACGGAGGCCUACCGAACCUAUAGCAUCAAUCACGGCGAGUGCUACUCGGAUAUGGUCUCCUGUCUAGGUGAUCCUAACUGGGAAAUUCCCACUACCAACUAUGUGCUGUAA
This is a messenger RNA of Drosophila subpulchrella, 612 nucleotides long. RefSeq lists its product as uncharacterized. The transcript is spliced from 2 exons. The record is from RefSeq and is a predicted model, not a curated record. Lineage: Eukaryota; Metazoa; Arthropoda; Insecta; Diptera; Drosophilidae. The coding region runs from base 16 to 612 and encodes 198 amino acids.